AAGACACCGGUGGCGCAGUCGCGUGCCGUUCCGUGUGGAGUAGCGUCCGUUCCGUGCCGAGUGAUAGGAGGGCCCUCGCAGGUGCACUUGGCAUGGCGUCGACAGCCAGCAUGGAGGCGGCCUUCCGUUAUUUGGCAGAGGAGAUUCGGCAAGAGAUGCGCACGGAGAUGAUGAAGGUGGUGGAACGUGCCGCUUCCUCUUGUGCGUCGAUUUGUAUGGAUCGAAUGCAAGCGCUCCGGGCUGAACUGCUGUCGGAGUUUGAGGAAGUUGCCCAGAACAAAGGCACCAGUAACGAAGCUGCCCAGGAGGUGCGACGGCGAACCAGCUUUUACGAGCUCUACUCUGAUGACGUGAGGAUGGGUUCAGAUCAGGAGGAUGAUGGCGAGGACCUUGCCAAGCUCUACGAGCAUUUGGAGAAGUGUGCCCGGCGCCGCAGCAGUGCGCAGCUUGGUUCCGGUGGAUUGGCCCAAGGCUUGUUGAAUCUACCCGGACAGGCUACCGACAUCAAAAGCAAUACCUCUGAAACGUCCGAUGCAGAGGAGCAGAAGGCGCUACCGAGGCACCGGCGCUGGUCGGACUCUGCAGAGGAAGAAUUGGUGGCCCUGGAUGAUUUCCUCAAGGCCAGUCCUCAUGCUCCUUCCCCGCGGCCGAAGGAGGCGGUCAGAGAUCUGGAAGAUCGUGUGGCAUUCCUGGAGUUCUUUCUGUAUCCCGCCGCUGCUCCGAAGACCAAGCUGGCCGAGCAGGCGCUCUUGGGGCUGCCCAGAGGUCCCUGAUGCGCGUGUUGAUGGCGCUGCGAUUCCGAUUCUGCGUGGCGAGUCCGGCUGGCGCGGGGUGGAAGAUGAGAGGACCCUCAAACGUGAGCCGACUUGGCCAUUAGAAGGUAAACUGGUGUUGAUUUGCUGAAUGUUUAGACACAUGCAGCCAGGGACUAAGUGGAUAUUUUGGGUUUUGGGCGGUGACUUUCAUCAAGCAGCUCGAUUUCAAAUUUGAUCAACUUGUUUGAGACACCAAGUCUGUGCUAGGUUCUAAAUGGCAAGAGUUGAGUUAAAUCCAGAGAAGAAUGAGGCAUGCGACACACCGCAGAGCUUGCCGUUAUGAAACGAGAUGGGAAGAAUAUCCCAGGCAAGAAACGUGCUCGAUGGUGCUGGUGCCUUGGCCUGUCCGUGAUGUGGACCAGUGUGGGCAUAGUGACUGUAAAGUCUGUAAAUAUACGGUAAAACCUUUGUGAUGACGUCGAAGCAUUUGGGCUGAAAUCACGCUACUAUGAAUUUGCAUGGCCCAUCGCAUCCCAUUGCUCUUUUUAAGGCUAUAAGGCUAGGGCAAUCUGAGCAAUGAGCUGAGCGAUUGAGUCAUGAAUCACCCCAGCAGCCUGAACUUUAAAUCAAGAUAACUACUGCUUUCUGUAGUGAAGCCUACUCCAGCUGGCCAAGACGUGAAAAGGUCGCCAAAGUGCAAACUAUUUCACCUGCGCUGGCCGGAUCAGCAACAUGCAGCCUAUGUGUGAUGCAAAAUGCAGCGGGUCUUCCGUCAUCUCUUCCUUCAGGGCGAUAACCUUCAGCGGAUGUCUGAAGUUUCAGCUAGAACGCAGUCCGCAGCAGAGGGUGUUUUCUUAGGCCUUGCUUAGGCACCCAGGGUUUCGUGCGUGGUGGAGUGCUGGCCCAAGACUUCCAACGAUGCAACGGCAGUUCUAGGCUCUCAUCUGCUGGUGCUGCAGGAUCACCGAGAAGGUCGG
Molecule: messenger RNA, 1732 nt
Organism: Durusdinium trenchii
Lineage: Eukaryota; Dinophyceae; Suessiales; Symbiodiniaceae
Source: the annotation of a GenBank genome assembly